GCAGUUCUCAGUUCCGCCUCAGACUUAACAGAUAAAAACCAUACUCAGUAGGAUUACACAACAGUCCAUUGACGGCUACCUGAACGAAGGAGUGAUUGAACAUGACGGACCCCCAAAACCAGACCGAGCCCCUCAUCAGACAUCCCAGCCGGGAUACCAUCAAUGCUGGAGCUCCAACAGCCAGCAGGUCUUCUUCCCGGGCCUUUAUGGGGGCAGGUCUCGCUGUGCUGGCCUGUCUGCUGAUAUCGGCCCAGGCUCUGACAGCCUACUUCCUCUUCAGCCAGAGGGAUGACAUCAAAUCUCUGGAGGACCAGCAGCAAAACCUGAAGGUUGAUAUGAGAAGGGGAAGAGUCGCGGCUAUGCCUAUGCAGAUGCAUGUGCCCUUGGGCUUCAUGACCAAGCUGGCGGACGUUUCCGCUCAUGAGGAUGGGUCCACCGCAGCUCCAGGGGACGAUGCAGCCUCUCAGUUGGUCACCAGCUGCCAGCUGGAGGCAGCUGGACUGAGGACUGGGCCGGUGCCAUCUUUCAAGCCCAGAUGUGAUGAGCAAGGCCUCUACCACGCCACGCAGUGCUGGAUCAGAUCCUGCUGGUGUGUGGACAUCGCUAGUGGCAAAGAGAUUCCUAGAUCUGGGGAACACGGAUGCAAACAAUCCACUGUCAACGGCGCGCAUCUGAGCAGAGUGAUGGCUGCACCUGCUGUAGCACAGCUCAGUGGUUUGCCAGAUGAGUAAUUCGAGCUGCAAGAACUGCUUCAAGCAACUGAACCAGUGAUAUGUCUGAAACCCAGUAAUUACUGCUUUGUCAACUCAUAAGCUCUUUAUUAAAGCAUAUUCAACUUUUUACUGGAUCAAACUGGUAUAAUACAUUUGCUACCUAUCUCUGCACCAGGGUAGUCUAACAAUCCAAGAUAACAACAUAAUACCCCCCUCCCCUUGUCCUAAAUUAAGAUUAAGUAAGUGUUCCCACUCCUUUUCCACAAGUACAGAGACCAACUUGAUCAUGUGCCCCCCUGGUGCAGACAUGCCCCUGCAGAUUAUGUGCUUAUAGCUCAUUAUUUGGGUUGAGAUUUGUCAAUUCUACUAUGCGUGUUUAAAAUAAUUGUUUUAAAUCUAACUUUGUUUCAGACUGACCUAAUAAAACAAAAACACUGGUGAAUCA
Molecule: messenger RNA, 1158 nt
Organism: Lampris incognitus (smalleye Pacific opah)
Lineage: Eukaryota; Metazoa; Chordata; Actinopteri; Lampriformes; Lampridae
Exons: 8
Coding region: 102-731 (209 amino acids)
Biological process (GO): immune response; intracellular protein transport; antigen processing and presentation
Cellular component (GO): membrane
Molecular function (GO): MHC class II protein binding; macrophage migration inhibitory factor binding
Source: RefSeq, a predicted model, not a curated record